AUGGCCUCGAUUUUGGACAAAAAGUACACCCAUACGUGGUGGGUCCAAGAUUGGAACGCACCAGAAUGGAAGGAAGCCUGGGCACAGCUCAUCGAAGAUGUACCCAAGAUUAUCGAAAGGUCCGGGGUGGCCAUCACAGGGCCAAGUGGCGACCCUCAAACUGAGAAACCCAUCCUGCUAGACGUCAGUGCGGGCAUUGCCUUCAAGGGCGCCCACGGACACAGCAGAGAUACUUUCUAUUUCCUGACGGGCUUCCCGUCUUACUACAAUCCUCGUGGUCUGCCGUACGACGCCAUGUUCACGUGCAACACGGGUGGCCUCGCCUACGAUGCUGUGGCCACAUGCAUCCUGCUCCGGGCCUGGGAGCUCGGACAAGACAACUUCGAUGUCUUGUAUGCUGGAUUCGUGUUCUAUCUGAUUUGGGAAUACUUACUGACCUCUUCUAGUUCGCGAGCAGGGUACGUGAGCUGGCGCCCGGCUCGCGAGCUCUACCAGAGCCUGUGGCCCGAUGACCCCAUUGAGCAUAUGUGGGGCGUGGAAGAGGAAAAAGACCCGCGGGCGGCGAGAGGUAAUGUUACAAGUGGGUAUUGUGGCAUUGAGCUUAUUAUGGGGUUAGGUGAGAGUGGCCAUUGGCACUCCAGGCGAGGAUGA
This is a messenger RNA of Penicillium brevicompactum, 651 nucleotides long. RefSeq lists its product as uncharacterized. The transcript has 2 exons. Bases 1 to 651 code for a protein of 216 amino acids. NCBI's taxonomy places the organism in Eukaryota, Fungi, Ascomycota, Eurotiomycetes, Eurotiales, Aspergillaceae. The record is from RefSeq and is a predicted model, not a curated record.